AUGCAGUGCCAUUUUAAUGGAACUCUGCUGAUCCAAGUCCUCCCUCCACUGUUGGUGAUAGAGAUCAUUCUCGGGCUCCUCUGCAAUGGUCUGGCCCUCUGGAUCUUCUGCCUCCACCUGAAGCCCUGGAAGAGUAGCACGGUGUUGCUCUUCAGCCUGGCGGUGGCCGACUUUCUGCUCAUCAUGGCUCUGCCGUUCCGUGCCACCUACUACUAUUACGGACUCAACUGGAUCUUCGGAGAGGCUCUCUGCAACAUCUGCUUGUUCAUGCUGGCUAUGAAUCGCAGUGGAAGCAUCUUCUUCUUGAUGGCGAUCGCCGUGGACAGGUACAUGCGGGUUGUGCAUCCCCAUCAUGCCAUCAACUUUAUGAGUGUCUUCAAAGCCUUUCUAGUAGCACUUGGAAUCUGGAUCGUCACCAUUGCAAUGACUGCACACGUCUUCUUGUCAAAACAUCUCAUCCCAUCUUCCAAACAUCCCAACAGGACGUACUGUGAAAGCUUCAUGGUGGAGGCCGACGCCCGCAACAAUAUGAACUGGCACAAGUUUGAGUUCCUCUUUUCCUUCUACCUGCCGUUGCUUGUGAUUCUCUACUGCACCAUCCACAUCGUCACCCACCUCAGAGGCAGACAGCUGGCCCAACAAGCAAAGAUCAAGAAGGCUCUGUGCUUCAUGAUAUUGGUGGUGGUGCUCUUCAUCACCUGCUUCCUCCCGAGCAACCUCACGCAGGUGGUGAUUUGGUUCAGGACCAGUGAGCUGACCAGCACCCUCCCCAAAUCGGAAGUCUGUGACGCCUUGGAGGAACUGACCAGCGGAUUCUACAUCUCCAUCAGUCUGACCUAUCUCAACAGCGUGCUGGACCCCAUCGUCUACUACUUCUCCAUCCCUGCCUUCAAGAACAUCUGCCGCAAAGCACUUCACCUGCCCCAAGCAGAGCAGACUGAGAGCACUGGGAGGAAAACUCGAGAAACCGGCUCCCACUCACUCAGCCAGCUGUGAUCACGCAGAGAAGAUCAAGGAAAUCAAACAUUUUGAUCAAAAGUCACACAUUUCUCUGCAAC
Molecule: messenger RNA, 1058 nt
Organism: Limanda limanda (common dab)
Lineage: Eukaryota; Metazoa; Chordata; Actinopteri; Pleuronectiformes; Pleuronectidae
Product: hydroxycarboxylic acid receptor 3-like
Exons: 1
Coding region: 1-996 (331 amino acids)
Biological process (GO): G protein-coupled receptor signaling pathway
Cellular component (GO): membrane
Molecular function (GO): G protein-coupled receptor activity
Source: RefSeq, a predicted model, not a curated record